Cordyceps militaris CM01 is the source of this 1377-nucleotide messenger RNA. RefSeq lists its product as uncharacterized. The record is from RefSeq and is a predicted model, not a curated record. Bases 1 to 1377 code for a protein of 458 amino acids. The transcript is spliced from 2 exons. NCBI's taxonomy places the organism in Eukaryota, Fungi, Ascomycota, Sordariomycetes, Hypocreales, Cordycipitaceae.
AUGCUUUCUAUACCCCCACUCAAGGAAAACGGACUAACCAGAGGCGCUUUCAACAGGAACUGUGUUAUCCUCGCCAAUGCCGAGGCGUUUGACAAGAUACCCAAGGCCUGGAUUCCUAGGCCAGACUGGUGGACUACUCCAUUGAAGCCGCGCCCUGAGAACUACCUCAAGGGACUGUCUCUCAAUCCCGCCAAGACUAUUCGGAUGGCUGUUGUCGAUCUAGUGGGCAAAGAGACGCUUCAAAUGAUGAUCCCCAAUGAUUUGCUCAACUCCAAGGGUGGUGGCUUAGAUAUCGUGGUCAACUGUGAGGACCCAGAGAAGCAGCUGGAGUUGCCUACGCACAAAGUUGACUACAGCAAGUGGGCCAAUGUUGUCGGCGAAAAGUAUGCCCCGGCUGAGACGGAGCUGCUCAAGAUCAAAGAGCCGGCAGAGCAACUCGUCAAGGAUUCGGAAGCCGCCGUUGCCGAGGCCGAGAGGGCUGCCUCUGUCCAAGACGUGGAGGCGGCCAGCGCCAAAGCCUCGGCUGCGCUGAAGAGCAUGCAAGCCAUUGCGCGGCAGACGGUCGAGUACACCAUCAAGAACAACGACUGGCUGUUUAUCGAGAACAACUUGGACACGUUCCGCCAGUACAACACGGCGCGAGCAAGUCUCAAGUCGGCCGAGCUGGCCGCCGACGAAAAGAUGGCAGAGGACUACAAGACCAAGUUUGACGCGGCCGUGAAGGAGGCGUCGUCUGCCAACAACGUCUACAUCGAACCGGAGAAGAUUGUCGUCAAGAUCGACAAGGUAGCCGACAAGGUCCAGAAGGACCUGGAGGCGCUCAAGGCCUUGAAGGCGAACCCGGACAGUGCGCCCCCCCUCAAGCUGGGAAAACUCGACCGCCGUGAUGUGUUGAAGCUCAAGCAGCUGGAGGCGACGCUUCUCGAAUCGCAAAUCUCGGCCACGCAAAAGAGUCUGACCAAGGUGGCGGCAACUCAGACGCAGUGGGCACGGGCGGCGCGGCUGGCGCGUCGGGGCGGUGCUGUCGGGGGCGGCGCCGCAUUCACCGGCUCCUUUGCCGUCGGCGGCUACACCAUCUCCUCCGGGCUGGUCGCGUCCGAGGUGUCGGCGGCCGAGGUGGACGCGGUGCUGGCCGAGAUCCUGCCCGACGUCUGCACCGACGCCAUCGGCGAGGCGGCGCCCUCGCUGCGCCCCGUGACGCUGCCGACCGGCCCGGCCAAGAUUCCCGUGCUCGCGCGCAAGAGGCAGGCGGGCGGCGACACGCCGGAGCUCAAGCGCUGGAGGGUCGCCGCCGUCGCCCUGCUCGCCCAGCAGGCCAUCAAGGACGCCCUCGCCGAGGCCGUCAAGCAGGCGCAGCAGGAUAUGGGAACGAAGUAG